Hansenula ciferrii is the source of this 1332-nucleotide messenger RNA. RefSeq names its product S8 family peptidase. The transcript has a single exon. Gene Ontology annotation, molecular function: serine-type endopeptidase activity. Lineage: Eukaryota; Fungi; Ascomycota; Saccharomycetes; Phaffomycetales; Wickerhamomycetaceae. The record is from RefSeq and is a predicted model, not a curated record. The coding region runs from base 1 to 1332 and encodes 443 amino acids. Gene Ontology annotation, biological process: proteolysis.
AUGAAGAUCUCACUUAAAUAUUUAGCUUUCUUCAUUCAAGCUGCUUUAGCUUCAUCUUCUUAUAUUGUUCAAAUUAAAAGUGAAUCAACUUUUGAAGAUUACUUACAACAAUCAAUAACUCAAUUAUUAGGUAUUAAACCAUCAAAUGAUUCUUCAAAAAUUGAAAUUGGUGAUUUUAAAGCAUUCGUUGCAGAUUUUGAAGAAUCUUUAUUAGAUAAGUUAAAAGGUGAUGCUUCUGUUCAUAAUGUUUAUCCAAAUGCUGAAAUCUCAAUCUUUGAUUCACAACCAUCAAACUCAAAUUUACAAAAAAGAUAUAGACAAGUUCUUGAACCUGAAUCUGAAUCAACAAAAUCCAAAUCAAGUUUCUCCAAAAGAGAUGGUGUCACCACACAAUCUAAUGCUCCAAGACAUUUAGCAAGAAUUUCAUCAAGAGAAGGUAUUUAUAACAAACAAGAACCUUUUGAAUAUAAAUAUAAAGAAACUGGUGAUGGUAUUACUGUUUAUGUUUUAGAUUCUGGUGUUGCUACUUUAAAUUCAGAAUUUGAAGGAAGAGCUAAAUUUGGUUAUAAUGCUGUUUUUGGCGAAUUAAAUGGUGAUUAUAAUGGUCAUGGUACCAACGUUGCAGGUCUUGUUGGUUCCAAAACUUAUGGUGUUGCUAAAGAUGCUAGUAUUAUUGAUGUUAAAGUUUUAAAUGGUCAAGGUAGAGGUUCUACUGAAGGUAUUUUGAAAGGUAUUGAAUGGGCUAAUAAUAAUAGAAAAAAGAAUAAUAUUAAAGGUAUUGCUAAUUUAUCACUUGGUGGUGGUUAUGUUGAUGCUUUAAAUGAAGCUGUUAAUGCAGCUUACAAAGAUGGUUUACCAGUUGUUGUUGCUUCUGGGAAUUCUAAUAUUGAUACUAAAAAUACUUCACCUGGUUCUGCAGAGAAUGUAAUCACAGUUGGUGCUUUAGAUGAUCAUACUGAUACUAUUGCCAUUUAUUCUAAUUGGGGACCAGAUGUUGAUAUUUUCGCUCCAGGUGCUUAUGUUGAAUCAGCUAGUAAUAACAUCUUUGCAUCUUCAGGUGGUCAAUGGUUUGGUACUUCCGAAUCAUCUCCAAUUGUUGCAGGUGUUGCAGCUCAAUUAUUGGAAAGUGGUGUUACUGUUGGUAACUUGAAAGAUGAAUUGAUUAAAUUAUCAACAAAGAAUGCUAUUUCUCAACAAACAUAUGAUAAUAAUAAAGAUUAUGCAAAUACUGUUAAUAGAAACUUAUACAAUGGUGUUGAAGAUACUGCUGAUAAGAUUGAUAAUCCAUCUACUGAACAACAAGAUGAUUCAUUACGUCAAUAUAUUGAAUAA